GGCAUAAAAAGCAGAGCCGGAUACGCAGAAGGGAAACCUGUAGAGCACCAAGUGCAGCAUGAUCACUAGCAGGAGCGCACGGCUGUGGAUUCCUGGGCAAUAAGCCCUCGCUCUACCAUGCCUGGCCUAAUCCCACAACCUCUCCCAACACAUUUCAACAUGGACAGAGACGACUGCAGGAGGAACAAGACCUUAGGAAAGAACCUCAUGUGCCGACUACAGUGUGUGUUCACCAGUUCAUCUGCUCCUGAAAGGCUAAGUUUAGAAGACACCCAACAAUGGUCCCAGUCUCUGGAGCGACUCCUUGGUUCCAAAUAUGGCUUGGCCACAUUCCGCACCUUUCUGAAAUCGGAGUUCAGCGACGAGAACAUCGAAUUCUGGUUGACGUGUGAGGACUACAAGAAGAUAACGUCGUCCUUUAAGAUGAGCUCGAAGGCGAGAAAAAUCUUCGAGCAAUUUGUCGAAGCAGAAUCUCCGAAGGAGAUAAACAUCGACUAUCAAACACGGGAGGAAAUCAAGAGGAAAGUGAAGAGUCCGACGCCGCAGUGUUUCGAUGAGGCUCAAAAGAUCGUUUACGGACUGAUGGAACGCGACUCUUACCCCAGAUUUCUAAGGUCUGAGAUGUACAAGACCCUUCUUGAGUCCCUCGCAACAGACAAUGCCCAAAGAUGACUCUAUGGAUAUAUCACACCAAAGCUAAAACUUGAACGGUCUGGUCUUGUAUGCAGGACCAGAACCCUAAAGCUUGCGCCCCCACCAUUUGGAUCAGACCCCAAAAGACCUCUGAAACUAUAAGGAGACAAUAUGGAGCAAUGGUUGGGAAUGUGCUAUUGAUAUCAAUGUCCAACAUGUUACCGAAGCGCCAUGAGUGCUUCUUAACUGAAGGUGCUUCCUGUGUAGAUAAGGACGCAGCUCCUUCAAGCCCUUCCGGUGGUUUCUGAAGCUACAGUGUGGGCACGACACUAUUUUCUUUUCCUGGCACUUCCAGAGGAUCUUUAAGAACUGCUUUACCAUGUCCUACAAUGACUUUAGUAACGAAAAGCUACCUCAGCCUAUUGGCUGAGUUGGUUUGGACACUUUUGUGAGAGGAACUUAACAUAUCCUAUUUCAACAUCGGUGCCUUAUUGCCACACAGAUGUAUAAAAUUUAAAGAAAGUGUGACUUUAUUACCUACUUGAGAGGUCAAGUAAAUGAAAUGAAAAAUAAAUAAAAAUACAUAUAAUAUAAGAACAGUUGUAGCAUGUGUGCCACACACAAAAACUGUAGGCAUUACUUGUAAUGUUAUAAAGUUUAAUUUAAUUAUUGAUGUUUUUUUAUUUAUUAGCCACAGCCACUGGUUGGAUGUUGACUUUUGUUCUGUCCAAUGUUAUUUUUGAGGACAGUAAAAUAAAGAUUAGUCACUGUUGAA
This is a messenger RNA of Cyprinus carpio (common carp), 1408 nucleotides long. RefSeq names its product regulator of G protein signaling 13b (gene rgs13b). Lineage: Eukaryota; Metazoa; Chordata; Actinopteri; Cypriniformes; Cyprinidae. The record is from RefSeq and is a predicted model, not a curated record.